AUGGAUUCUCAGUUUAAGGCUUUCCUUGAUUCUACUCAAUUUCUAUGGAAAGGGAAAAUGCUUGCAAGCAAGCCUGCUGGAAUCUUCUACGCUACCAGUUCCCAAGGCGGUGGACAAGAGACAGCAGCAGAGUGGUGUCAAUCCCUUAUAUGGUUGGGUUUAGAUCUUAUUGAUGUUUGUGUCUCCCCGGCUCGUGAUUGUGGUUGGUUGGAAAUGCGUCUUAUAUGGUUGGGUUUAGAUCUUAUUGGUGUUUGUGUCUCCCCGGCUCGCGAGCUGAAAGGUGGAAGUCCUUAUGGUGCGGGGACUUGCACUGAUGAUGGCUCUAGAAACCCAAUUGGGCUUGAGUUGGAGCAAGCAUUCCACAAGGGAAACAUAUUGUCAACAUUGCAAGCAGCUCAAGGAAGAUAUUCACCCAAUUUUUAA
Messenger RNA from Vigna umbellata (rice bean), 423 nucleotides. NCBI's taxonomy places the organism in Eukaryota, Viridiplantae, Streptophyta, Magnoliopsida, Fabales, Fabaceae. The record is from RefSeq and is a predicted model, not a curated record.